Molecule: messenger RNA, 509 nt
Organism: Beta vulgaris subsp. vulgaris (sugar beet)
Lineage: Eukaryota; Viridiplantae; Streptophyta; Magnoliopsida; Caryophyllales; Amaranthaceae
Product: zinc finger A20 and AN1 domain-containing stress-associated protein 1-like
Exons: 1
Coding region: 63-488 (141 amino acids)
Molecular function (GO): DNA binding; zinc ion binding
Source: RefSeq, a predicted model, not a curated record
UACGAUUAUCUUGAUUCUUUUCUUAAUUCGCAGCACUCUCUAAUAUUUACGACAACGUAACCAUGAAUAACGUUCAAGAUCCAUCCCAACUUUGUGCUAAAGGUUGUGGAUUCUUCGCAAGCCCGUCACUUCGAAACAUGUGUUCUUCAUGUUACCGUGAUUACCUUAAGGAAACUCUUCUCAAGAUGGAGCGUAAAUCAUCCCAUAACGACAGCAAGCAGCAAAGUGAUGUUGAUUCCAGUGACAAGAAAGAUGCAAAUAGUACUACUACUACUAGUACGUGUACACGGUGUGACUUAUGCAAGAGACGGGUUGGAUUAAUGGGGUUCAAGUGCCGGUGUGGCGGCAUCUAUUGUGGGUCGCACCGCUACGCCAAGGAGCACUCUUGUGCCAUCGAUAACAUUCGCAAGGCGCUUCAACGUGAGGCUCUCUCCAAACAGUUGAACGCUUCUACGUGCAAGGCUGACAAACUUAACUGCAGGAUUUGAACUCCAAUCAAUGGAGUUUAG